Messenger RNA from Microtus ochrogaster (prairie vole), 1913 nucleotides. RefSeq names its product purine nucleoside phosphorylase (gene Pnp). Lineage: Eukaryota; Metazoa; Chordata; Mammalia; Rodentia; Cricetidae. Gene Ontology annotation, cellular component: cytoplasm. Gene Ontology annotation, molecular function: purine-nucleoside phosphorylase activity. The record is from RefSeq and is a predicted model, not a curated record. Gene Ontology annotation, biological process: nucleoside metabolic process.
AUCGCGCUACCUGCGCCCCAGUGGGCGGCUGCCCCGCACGCGUCACGUGCCCUGCCUGUCGCGUGUCUCCCUGGGGACGCCAACCGAUUGGCCCGAAUUUAGCGCCACAAACGUGCGGCCGGGCUGGGUGUCCCGGCCUGCAGUGGGCCUCUGGGACCGCCCCAUCCUGGGCGAGCAUGGAGAGCCACCGGGAGCGUGGCCCGGGCCCCGCGGAGAUUGGGGACAUGGAAGCGCGUGCCUGUAAAUGCAUAGAAGGAUGAGUUAGGAAGCCAGAAGCAACGAGACGUCCUGGACCAGACAAGGAUUGCACAACCUAUGGCUUGAAUUUUUUUCGCUUUCCAAAUUCUUACACAAUAGCGCAGCGGAGAAUGGAGUUGCAGGUCGGCGGUUCCGGGGCUCUCCACCCUGCGUCUAGUCCUCUGCCCACACACGCCUCCUUUCCUGGCUGGGAGGACCGUGACUGUGUGCGGGUCGAGAUGCUGGGUGCCCUAGACAGGAGAGGACUCCGGCGAGGCUUCCUGCCACACCUCUGGAUGAGGGUGUGUCACCAUGGAGACGGGGCCGCUGCCAUUGGCUGGCGCCUCCGGCCGGGGCUAUAAAGCCGGGCCCGGAGCACCGUGCUCUAACAGCGUCGGCCAGACUCGGGCGGUGUCGCCUGCGGAGCGGAAAGGGCUGGAUCUCUGCGCGGCCGUCGGUGACACCAUGGAGAACAACGAAUUCUCUUACGAAGAUUAUCAGAGCACCGCUGAGUGGCUUCGGUCUCACACUACGCAUCGACCUCAAGUGGCGGUGAUCUGUGGUUCUGGGUUAGGAGGUCUGACUGCUAAGUUAACUGAGGCCCAGGUCUUUGAGUACAGUGAGAUACCCAACUUUCCCAAAAGCACAGUGCCAGGUCACGCUGGCCGCCUGGUGUUUGGAUUCCUGAAUGGCCGAGCCUGUGUGAUGAUGCAGGGCAGGUUCCAUACCUACGAAGGCUACUCACUGUCUAAGGUGACAUUCCCAGUGAGGGUUUUCCAUCUUCUGGGCGUGGACACACUGGUAGUCACCAAUGCAGCUGGAGGCCUCAACCCCAGCUUUGAAGUUGGAGACAUCAUGUUGAUCCGGGAUCACAUAAACCUACCUGGUUUCUCUGGCCAAAACCCUCUCCGCGGCCCCAAUGAUGAAAGGUUUGGCGUCCGUUUCCCUGCCAUGUCUGAUGCUUAUGACCGGAAUAUGAGGCAGAAGGCUUUGAACGCCUGGAAACAAAUGGGGGAGCAGCGGGAAUUACAGGAAGGCACCUAUGUGAUGCUGGCAGGUCCCAACUUCGAGACUGUGGCGGAGAGCCGCUUGCUGAGGAUGCUGGGAGCAGAUGCUGUUGGCAUGAGCACGGUCCCAGAAGUCAUCGUCGCCCGGCAUUGUGGGCUUCGCGUCUUCGGUUUCUCACUCAUUACUAACAAGGUCGUCAUGGAUUAUGCAAACCUGGAGAAGGCCAAUCACAAGGAAGUCUUAGAGGCUGGGAAAGCAGCCGCACAGAAACUGGAGCAGUUCGUCUGGAUCCUCAUGGAGAGCAUUCCGCCCCGCGAGCAGGCUGCCAGCUGACUGGAGUCCACGUAGGAAAGAGGGGGAUUGAGGAUUCCUGCCCUUCACCUCCCCCUUGCUCUUCUUCCACCCUUCUGAUGUCUGUCCCUCUUGCUCAGCUGCCUUCUCAAAACAUUCCACCUUCCAGUCCUGGGAGAGCUGGAGCCCAUGCCCACCACACUUGGGGUGUGUGUAAGACAGAACCUUCCAGACCUGGAGACCAUACUCGUGCUCGCCUGGGCCAGUCUGGGCCAGUCUGGCUCCCCUAACGCACCAGAGACCAGAGACUAACCCAAUACCUCUUGGAUUUUAUUUAGCACCAUAAUGUUUUGAGAAUAAAGAGAUCAAGUACUUUC